CUUGGUAGGGGGGGAAGGCUUUAGUUCACUGCUGUUCAGUGUAUGGGUAGCAAGUCUCGGCAAAGAGCAUUACUCUUUCCGUGCGGCAGGCUAAAAAUAAGUCGCUGAAAACAACAAAAAAAAAUAACGAAAAAUGAAAGUAAAAUGAUUUUCAAGUUUUUCGUUUGUAUUGGCUGGUAAAAUUGGUGAAAAUGUGUUUAACGGUGAAAAUAAAGUGUUUUUCCGGUGCCAGGUUGUUGUUGUUUGUUAUUGUGUUGUUGUUCUACGAUUUUACCGAAGGUGCACAGGGGAGGAGCAAAAGGGAAUUCCUUGGAGACGAUUUGCAAGGCUACUUGAUGCAGUUCGGGUACAUGGAGAAGCGGGAAGAUGUCGCUAGUGCCUUCAUCACGGAGCAUUCAAUUAGGAGCGCGAUAAAGGAGCUACAGGAUUUCGCACACAUACCCGUGACGGGUAUUUUGGACGAAACCACGAAAAAACUGCUGAAAAAACCACGGUGCGGAAUGCCCGAUAAGAAAACUGUUCAGACCAGCGGAAGGCGGAGAAAAAGAUUUGCACUGCACGGGUCCAAGUGGCCCAAAACCGACUUGACUUGGACAGUUAGGAGUUGGGGUAACUUGAACCAAAAUGACGUGAGACGGAUAUUCACCAAGGCCUUUCAAGUUUGGUCCAAUCAUUCCAAAUUGGAGUUCAGAUAUAUGCAUGAUUAUAGUAGAGCCGACAUAAUUAUACAUUUUUACAGUAAAGAUCAUGGUGAUCGAUUUCCUUUCGACGACAAAGGCCAAGUCCUGGCGCACGCCUUUUUUCCAACCGGAAGCGGAAGUAGCGUCGAAGUCCAUUUCGAUUCAGAUGAAAUUUGGAACACCAACGGAAACCCAGACCCAGGCAGUACGAACUUAUUUAACGUUGCUGCCCAUGAAUUCGGGCAUUCGCUGGGUUUGCAACAUUCCAGUGUGGAAGAUGCGCUCAUGUACCCAUGGUACCAGGAGAUAAGUGACGGUGAAGGGUAUCAGUUGCCUCAAGAUGAUAAACAUGCUAUCCAGCAGUUGUAUGGUAGACGAAAUGGUGGUCAGAAUUGGGAUUACAUACCGAAAUACCACCCUAAACCUAGAACAACCACAACCACCACUCAAGCUCCGAGAACCAGGUACACUCCAAGACCAAAUCACCCCUAUAACCCCUACAGCGGUCACAAUCACCCUGUAUACUAUCCGAGAACCGAGAAGCCUUAUUACCCCAGGAAACAACCCAUGCACCCCACCAAAAAACACUACAACCACCCCACAAAAGACCCCAGAAAUACACAUCACAACUACCCAGAAGUAAAUCCGGAAAAACAUCCUACAAGACACCACCCUAAGCAGCCGUAUCCGGGGAACGGACCGCGCCCCGGAGCGCCGGAAAGACCGGAAGUUACCCCGACACAUCACCCAUCGAAAAAACCACCUGACACUUGCGAUACCAGCUAUGACGCUGUCGCUACCAUCCGUAAAGAGAUGUUUGUAUUCAAAGACGCUUACUUCUGGCGGAUCAGCGACCAAGGUCUUCUCCCAGGUUACCCAGCGGAAAUCACAAGGUUAUGGCGCGAUCUACCCAGAAAUUUUACCCACUUAGAUGCCGUCUACGAAAGACAAGACAACAAGAUAGUUUUCUUCAUUGGGAAGCAAUACUACGUUUUCACUGGCCAAAAAUUGAACCACGGCUAUCCUAAACCUUUAACGCAUUUAGGUCUACCACAAGAUUUACCGAAAGUAGAUGGCGCCAUGGUCUGGGGGCAUAAUGGACACACCUACUUCUACAGCGGCAACAUAUACUGGAGAUUUGAUGAAAGCGAAAAAAAGGUGGAAUUGGACUAUCCUCGAGAUAUGGCGAUGUGGAAGGGCGUUGGUAGGGAUAUAGACGCCGUCUUCCAAUGGAGAGACGGAAAAACGUAUUUUUUCAAAGGAAAAUAUUACUGGAAAUUCAACGAUCAGCAUAUGCGCGUGGAGCAUAAGGAACCAAAACUGUCAGCGCCUUUUUGGAUGGGGUGUUCGAAUAAUUUCGAGUCGAAUGAUAUAGGAGAAAAUUUGCCAUAUAAAGGUGUGGUGUCGAGUGGAUUUAAAAAUGACAUUUUUAGCGUUUUUUUUGCCUUUAAGUAUCAUAGUUACGGUAUCAAAUUAUUAUUUUUAACGGGUCGUUUCUGAAAGUAGCGACCUAAUUUAUUUAUAUACAGGGUAUUUUGGAAAUAUGUCGAAAAAUUAGUAUUUAUUUGUUGUGUUCAUACGCUCUAACUGCCUUAACAUAUCAUUUUUUUUAUAAAUUAAGACUGGUUUUAACAUUUUUUUAGUAUUUUUGUUCCGUACUAUUAUACUGUGAUAUAUUGCGCAAAACGGUUGUGUACCAACUUUAAAAAAAUAAAACCCUAAAACGAUUUUUUCAGUUUUAUGAAAAAUAUUUUUCUUUAUAUUUGUGUAUUUUUUAAUAAUAAUAUUUAUAUUUUUAAGUGUAUAUUAAAGCUUGUAAAUAUUAUUUUAAUCAAGAAAAAAUAAUGAAAUCAUAUAUAAUAGUAGUAAUAAAAGUGCCUACAUAUGAUUUUAUUAGUUCAC
Molecule: messenger RNA, 2582 nt
Organism: Brassicogethes aeneus
Lineage: Eukaryota; Metazoa; Arthropoda; Insecta; Coleoptera; Nitidulidae
Source: the annotation of a GenBank genome assembly